AUGAAUAAGAGCGCUAGAGGUGAACGGUUUUCACCUGUCAUCCUCUCUGGUUUCCGCUCUCAACUGUACUUCAUAGGAAGCUAUACUCGAAUACAGAGACCUCCUAUUAGAGCUUUUAGGAUUUGGGGUUCAGCAAAGAAGCUAAAAGAAAUGGAGAUCACAGAGGAGGAAACAGAAAACAAUAACUAUAGCAAUAAUAAUGCUCGAACUGCAUCAUCACCGGAUAAUAUCGAUAAAGUAGCCGAAGAACGCCAAGCAAGGGACCUCAAAGCUGGUUUGCAUCCUCUCAAGCACAAGUUUGUAUUUUUGUACACUCGCCGUACACCAGGAGUUCGAACACAGACAUCAUAUGAGGAGAAUAUAAAGAAAAUCAUGGAGUUCAGUACAGUUGAAGGCUUUUGGGUUUGCUAUUGCCACUUGGCUCGACCUUCUUCUUUGCCUAUUCCAACUGAUCUCCAUCUUUUCAAGGAGGGUAUCCGUCCUUUAUGGGAGGAUUCUGCAAACUCCAAUGGUGGCAAGUGGAUAAUACGAUUCAAAAAGGCUGUCUCAGGUCGCUUUUGGGAGGAUCUGGUGCUUGCCUUAGUGGGUGACCAACUUGGUUACAGUGAUAAUGUAUGUGGUGCAGUACUAAGCAUUCGUUUUAACGAGGAUAUACUGAGUAUUUGGAAUCGUAAUGCAUCUGACCAUCAGGCUGUGAUGGCUCUAAGAGAUUCGCUUAAAAGGCAUUUAAAGCUUCCCCACAACUAUGUCAUGGAAUACAAGCCCCAUGAUGCUUCUUUGCGCGACAACUCAUCAUAUAGAAACACUUGGUUGAGAGGUUAAAAUAUCCUGGAUUAUGAAGCUGGAUGAGCAAUCGAGGUGCAGAGGCUUCUUUCCUGACCCUUGCUUCAAUUUACAGUUCAUUCCCUGAUCAAGCAAUCCUUUCAUAUCUCAAGCUUUCAACUUAUGGGUCCGCUGAUUGACUUGAUAUCCUGUAGGAUUUAGUCAUACUGGCUGGACAAAUGUGAGUUUAAUGCAAUACCUUAUUCGGCAUUGAAAGUUACAUUUGUUCACUA
This is a messenger RNA of Manihot esculenta (cassava), 1055 nucleotides long. RefSeq names its product eukaryotic translation initiation factor NCBP. The transcript has 6 exons. NCBI's taxonomy places the organism in Eukaryota, Viridiplantae, Streptophyta, Magnoliopsida, Malpighiales, Euphorbiaceae. Bases 1 to 822 code for a protein of 273 amino acids. The record is from RefSeq and is a predicted model, not a curated record. Gene Ontology annotation, molecular function: RNA 7-methylguanosine cap binding; translation initiation factor activity. Gene Ontology annotation, cellular component: eukaryotic translation initiation factor 4F complex; cytoplasm. Gene Ontology annotation, biological process: translational initiation.